CGGUCCGACAGGGGGCAGCGCGGUGAGGAGCCGCAGCAAACUGUCCGCUGUGUUCGGUAAAUCCAAUAUGUCUGCGCCCUAAAGGAUGCAGCUAACGGCGUGAGAGAGCAGGACAAGUGACAGUGGAUGGAUUCUCAGUUGACUUGGAGGCAGAUUUAAGGCUUUUCAGACAUACCAGGAUGUCAAAGAUCUCCAAGGCAGCUAAGGCUGUGAAGAAAUUGGAUACAGGCAAUGUAAUCCGGGCCAUAGUGAGGUCAGGACAAGCGGCCCCUGGACCCCCAUUAGGCCCCGUCUUGGGACAGAAAGGAAUCCCUAUUGGGCAGUUCUGCAAGGACUUCAAUGAGAAAACCAAGGAGGUGAAGGAGGGCAUCCCACUCCCUAUCAGGAUCCAUGUAAAGCCUGACAGAACAUACGACCUGAAGAUCGGCCAGCCCACGGUGUCUUACUUCCUGAAGCAGGCGGCAGGCAUCGCGAAAGGGGCUGGAAAAACAGGCCAUGAGACAGCUGGGAUGGUGUCGGUAAGAGCAGUGUAUGAAAUUGCUCAGGUGAAAGCUCAGGAUGAAUGCUUCAAAAUGAGGAACACCUCCCUUCAGAACGUCGUCAAAAGCAUCGUCGGCUCAGCUCGCUCCCUGGGAAUCAAAGUCGUCAAUGAUCUUUCAGCUGAUGAGUACAAAGUCUUCCUGGAACAGAGAGAGGAGAAGUUGAAGCAGAUGCUGCAGCAGCUGCCGCUGCCGCUGCAGCUGAAGCUUCGGGCAAAAAGAAAAUGAAGACCUGCAAUACUGACCUCGCAUUCCUGUUUAUACUGACUUAUACAUGUACUGCAUUCAUGCAAAAACACUGUUAAUGUUGUGUCCAGUAGAUCUAAAUAAAGCAUCAGUUGUUUCAUGA
Acanthochromis polyacanthus (spiny chromis) is the source of this 888-nucleotide messenger RNA. RefSeq names its product mitochondrial ribosomal protein L11 (gene mrpl11). Gene Ontology annotation, molecular function: structural constituent of ribosome; large ribosomal subunit rRNA binding. The transcript is spliced from 6 exons. The record is from RefSeq and is a predicted model, not a curated record. Gene Ontology annotation, cellular component: mitochondrial large ribosomal subunit; ribosome. Lineage: Eukaryota; Metazoa; Chordata; Actinopteri; Pomacentridae. The coding region runs from base 180 to 767 and encodes 195 amino acids. Gene Ontology annotation, biological process: translation.